AUGCUACACCGGCGCAACAGCUACGUUGACAGUUUCAAGUUCGCCCUGGAGAUGCAUGCUUCCCUUGGUUUCGCGGUUGUCAUAGAUGCCGAUAAAUGCCCUCGCGGAGAACAGCAACAGAGAUUUAAUGCUCCCAUAUGCAUUGAGGUGGCCGUCGUCAUGUCAGAUACGCAGCAUGGCAACUUGGAUAUUGUCUUGAGGAGGGAGACGAUAGACUGCAAAUAA
Molecule: messenger RNA, 225 nt
Organism: Dibothriocephalus latus
Lineage: Eukaryota; Metazoa; Platyhelminthes; Cestoda; Diphyllobothriidea; Diphyllobothriidae
Source: the annotation of a GenBank genome assembly